This is a messenger RNA of Drosophila ananassae, 725 nucleotides long. Its product is annotated as josephin-like protein. The transcript is spliced from 2 exons. Lineage: Eukaryota; Metazoa; Arthropoda; Insecta; Diptera; Drosophilidae. Gene Ontology annotation, molecular function: cysteine-type deubiquitinase activity. The coding region runs from base 140 to 664 and encodes 174 amino acids. The record is from RefSeq and is a predicted model, not a curated record. Gene Ontology annotation, biological process: protein deubiquitination.
AUAUGUCGAAUCGUGCAACGUGCAAUAAAAAAUAAUUAAUUACGAAUAAGGAACAACAUAUGUAUGUAUGUUGCUUCAAAAACUUAAUUGAAUUGUGUUUAACUCUUAGACAUUAAAAAAAAUAAAUAAAACAUAAAAGAUGAUAAUUCCUGAAAUUUAUCAUGAAAAGCAAGUAAUGCAGCUAUGUGCGUUACAUACCCUUAAUAACCUUUUUCAAGGUAACAAAUUAUACAGUAAAUCUGAUCUUGACAAUAUUUGUAAUAACUUAAGUCCCAUCGGAUGGAUAAAUCCACAUCGAUCCAUUAUUGGUCUUGGAAACUAUGACGUAAACGUUAUUAUUGCUGCAUUAAAAUUAAAAAAUUGCGAUGUCGUUUGGUUUGACAAACGGAACGACCCGUCAUGCAUAAAUCUUGAUGGAAUUGUUGGCUUCAUUUUAAACAUACCCUCUGAUUGCAAAAUUGGUAACUUAAAAUUACCUUUACGAAGGCGACAUUGGAUUGCAGUUAGACGAGUGGGAUAUUAUUAUUAUAAUUUGGAUUCUAAACUGCAAAACCCGGAAAAAAUUGGUGAUACUGACGAUGUUUAUACAUUUUUAAGGGAGCAAAUUCAACAGACUGACCAGAGAGAGUUAUUUCUCGUGUUACCGGAAAAAAAUAAACAAUGAUAAGUUAAACCUAUUUUUGUAAAAAAAUAAAGAACUAAACUUAAUAAUAACAAAUAAAAAA